AAAUGUCGACUUACAUAUCCCUGGUUGCAAAUUUUGUCAGGUUUUUGUUUAAUUCUCUAAAUCUGCGGGAAUAUUGUUAUUUAUAUCAAAUAAAUGUGACUUUUAAGGACUCGUUGUGAAUUUUUCUCAAAGUAUUCAUAAAACUAACGACUAUUUUCUACAGCUGUGAUAACUAUCUACAUGAUGGCACCACAGCCACUGGAACAGGGUCUAGCGGCAGGCUAUCUGCCGCAAGGCCAAGAAGGAAGUCCUCGAAUGAACACUAUAUCCUUGGCAGUCCUCAUUGAUUUCAUCAUACAGAGAACCUAUCACGAUCUGACCGUCCUGGCAGAAUUGCUGCCCCGAAAGUCGGAUAUGGAACGUAAAAUUGAAAUUUACAAUUUCGCUGCACGCACAAGACAGUUAUUUAUACGUCUCAUAGCUCUGGUGAAAUGGGCAAAUUCUGUAUCCAAAGUGGACAAGUCAGCGAAUAUAAUGAGCUUUUUGGACAAACAAAAUAUGCUGUUUAUAGAGACGGCAGACAUGCUGGCACGCAUGUCCCGCGAAACACUGGUUAGGGCAUGUUUGCCCAACUUUCAUAUACCCGCUGCCGUCGAAGUUUUAACCAAAGGAACUUACAAUCGCUUACCAACCUGCAUCCGAGAGCGCAUUGUUCCACCAGAUCCAAUUACAGUUCAAGAAAAACGCCAGACUUUGCAACGUCUCAAUCAAGUUAUACAACACAGACUAGUUACGGGAAAACUUAUGCCUCAGUUAAGGGAGUUUAAGAUACGAAACGGCCGCGUCACAUUUGAGGUGAAACAUGAGUUUAGAGUUUCUUUGACAGUGAUGGGCGAUAGUCCAACUGUUCCCUGGCGGUUGCUUGAUAUUGAUGUUUUGGUUGAAGACAAGGAAACAGGAGAUGGAAAGGCCCUAGUUCAUCCGCUUCAAGUCAAUUAUAUACAUCAACUUAUACAAGCACGUCUUGUGGAAAAUCCAAAUGCCCUUAGUGAAGUUUACAAUUGCCUGCACUAUUUCUGUCAAUCACUUCAACUGGAGGUUUUGUACACACAAACAUUACGUCUUAGCUAUGAGCGCUUGGACGAUAACAUACAAGUCGAGGAAUAUAUACCGGGUGUCAAAGUAACUGUUUCAUACUGGCGUGAAUUAACCAGUAAGGAUCCCAAAUCCGAAUUGGGUUACCGUUUGACAGUACAAUCUGACCCAAAUGAAAUCGGACGUCCCCUAGCGGUUGUGCAUAUACCUUCUCUUGGAGCGAAAGAAUCAGCUGAGGUUGCUGAUCGUGCUGUACGUUCCGAUCAUUUGUCCAUGGAACGCCUUAUUGUACAUACUGUUUAUAUCCGAUCAGUAUCACGGUUAUCUGACUUGAAAUUGGAAUUUCAAGCUUUCCUCAAAGAUGUCGAUUUUAACUUACAAGGUACCCCAGCUAUACUAACAGUGCCGGUGUUAACGCCCUGCUUAAGGGCCGAACAAAUUCACAUAACAAUCGACACCCACACGGGUAUGUUACGCUGCCACGUCCCCAAACAUUUAGACUGCCCAAUAAUGCCAGAAAUGCAGGCAUGCCUUAAUGGAGACCGCAACAAAUUGCCACAAAUAAUGUCAGAGCUACGUUACUGGAUAACUCAUCGACGUUGUGAAAAGACAUUGCAGCAUUUGCCUGCCACUGCAACGGAAACUUUGCCAUUUCUCAAGGCACCAGACAAUCCAUUGCUCCAGGCGGGCAGACAUAAAAUUUUCGUUAAACUUCAUCGUCAUCCAAAUUUUAUAUUAGUUGUACAGUUAAAGGAGAAGCCCAACACGCCCAAUGAAAUGGAGUAUACAUUCCACUUAGGUUUCGUUGCUUUCCAGACAAAAGAAACCGAUGCAACUGUGGAUGAAUCCUCACAACAAUUGGUCCCAGUACAUGCCAAUAUGAACCAACAAUCUACGGGUAACGCUCCAAAUGCCGAAGUGCCAAGAGUUUAUACAAAACUUCUAAAGCUUAUUGAAUUUGAUACUUUUGUCUCUACUCACGGCCCAGGCACAGAUGUUGACGACACACCACCACAUAAACGUAAAGCGGGUUUUGAACAUGGAGCACCAUCUGCAAAACAGGCAAAGACUAUAUAUCCGGCUUACUUUAUACCAGAACUUGCUCAUGUAGUGGCCAUGUGUGACGAGAAAAUACCUUUUUUGAAUCUAGCACAAGCCUUGACCAAACACAAUAUUCCGCAUAGUGGUUUGCAAGUGGAAUCUAAUGCCACUUCAUUAGUAUUAAAAAUACUCGCCUUGCCAAAGCCCAGAAAACCCCAUAGCCAAGAACAGGCGAAGGGACAGCCUCAUGGACCAACAUUGCCCACCAUUGAGCCACACAUUUGGAAAGAUUUAAUGAAACGAUUGCUGUCCAUAUCUAUUCGUUCUCAAAUGAAACAAAAUAAUCAAAUUCGUAUAUGGGUUGUAGAAUUUGUAUUUUUCAGCACUCCCCUACAAAGUACUCAUGCCAAGGAGCAAGGCAACCGACGAACAGUUUACCUUACAUAUGAACAAAGUAAUCACGAUUUUUCAAAAACUGUCGAUGAUCUACUAAAAGACUGGUCGAAAAUAGUAUAUCUCUAUACAUUAGCGUACAACUUUGCUGAGCACAUCAAAAACAAACGAUUAAAUAUUGCCGAUAUGGUCAGUAUAAAUUCGUACAAUUAUAUAAAUCUUCUUCUCGGCUAUGGUCCCAAAAAAGAAGUGAUUUGCAAUAUUUAUUGGUCGGCACAAUCGCAUGGUUUCCGAUUGUCUUUCAUGGGUGGAAUAACAACGGUAAAUGCUCAUGCGAUGAUGCGAGAUCAAUUGGCUACUCAUCUGAAUAACCAACAAAGCUUGGCACAAAUGGUGUGCAUCUUACAUGAGACCUAUAACCCUCUGUCAUCAAUUGCUAAACUGCCAAUUAUUCCCCAUCUAGGAAUACCGCGUCCACACGUUCCCGUGUUAUCAUUCUGUAUUCUUCCGCAAUCGCCUUGUCUGAUACGCCUGGCAUAUCAAUCGAUAUAUUGUCUUGAGAUACGUUUCAAGUCAGGACGUUUGGUUUCAAUACGCGAUGGUGCCUUUAGUCGUUUCGAUCGUAACUUAAUUGCCGAGUUCACGCCAAUACAAGGAUUGAAGGGAUUCCUUUCCAAAUAUGUUGACGAGAAUGCAGUCUAUCGCGGUCGAUCACAAAGUGAAGAUGACAACCCUCCCUCGCCUUUGGGAAUGGAGGACAACUUUGGUGGGCCAAGUAGCGUUUCAGGCGGCGGUACGGGAGGCUCAUCGCCUUUUCUUAGCGCGGGUAUGAGAGGACCUCAAUCCCCACGAGAUAGUGGAUUGCGUUUUCCGGCACCACAUACACCACCCUCAAGCUCGAAUCCCCACACCCCAGCUAGUCCUCAUCCUGUUGGCGGCGGAUCAUCUGGAGGUGCUGGUAGCGGACAAAAUCACCCAAACUAUAAUCUAACUUCACCGCCAGGUCCGCAUAUGCCACAUCCCUCGCCGAGUGGACUUAUGCCCUCAUCGCCGUUGAACCCUCAGCCGAGUCCACAUAUGGUGCAUAGUCCUGGCCCUAAUACAUUGUACAUGCAAGGUCACCAAGAUUCACCAUUUGCGGCUAUGUCACCAGCCAAUAGUAAUUGGCCCGGAUCUCCGAGUAUGCCCAGACCGUCGCCUAGACCUGGCCAAAGUCCUGAUCACAAAUCUAGCCAAUCUGGUACGGCUGGCCAAAAUCCGACAGGCAAUAACCCGGGCAAUUCACAAAGUCUCAAUCGAAUGCCUCAAGCAAACCGCUCAUGGGCUGGCGCCAUACCAACUAUAUUGACACACGAAAAGCUGGAUUUACUUUGUCGUCCGAGUCCGCAUCCUAACAAAGAUAUCGGUGUAACACCGGACAUAAGCCCACUGGAACGUUUUCUUGGUUGUGUCUACAUGAGGCGUCAACUCUAUAGAAACAUUCAAAGUGAUGACACUCUACAGCUAUUAAACUCCAACGAACCCGGCGUAGUCCUGUUCAAAGUCGAUGGCAUGCAAUGUCAGGUGACUCUAAAUCAGGUGCACAUGCAAUCUCUACACAUGAAAAUUGCCCCAUUGCCACCUCCACCAACGCCGGAUGGCAAGCAACCUUUCCAAUUAAGUCCCGAGGAUUUUCUUGUGUUGGAGCAAUUUUUUGAUACAAGAGUGGCUGCGCCACCUUAUCGUCCGAAUUCAUUGCACGGCUUUUCUCGUGUUUUAAGUUGUGCACCACAAGUUCUAAAAGAUUUUGUACAAAUCAUGCGUUUGGAAAUGAAGCCAGAAUUGGGAGGAGAUCAAUUGAAAUGGACAGUGCAGUUCUGCACCCGAGUGCCACCAUCAGCGGCUCCAAUUGUGCCCAUUGGAAAUGCUGGCGUGCAUAUAGUGCGAUUAAAAAUAUUAUUCUUUUUACAAAUCACAAGAAUACCAUAUAAUGGCAAGGAGUGGAAGGAUAGCCCCUCACUUGUUUUACCCAUGGUGUACGAUCUUAAUUCGAAUUUAACACAGUUGGCUGAAAAGCGUGAACAACCUCAGUCACCAGGCGCCAUUGCAGCUAGUACAUUGUUGCGACGUUUUUCGGAAUAUGGCGUUCCACAUGGACAAUGUUCAUUGUUUCCGGCUGUGAGAGAUUUGUUGACCAAUCUUCAAUUACCAAACGACGUACCACCACCAAACCAGGCAAUUGGUCCUCCAGUUGGUCCCAUGGUUGGAUCAAGUCCAAAUCCAAUAAUGCAUUCCCCAAUGCAACAAAUGGGCGGACCAGUGGGUCCACCGCAAGUGGGCCCCGGAUAUCAACAAAUGCCCCAAAAUCCCGGCCCUCAGUGAUGAAGGCGAAAACGCCGCUCGGCAGCCAAUAACAAUGUAUGAUGCAGCACAGGCGGCUGAUUAAAUUAAAACAACCACUACACAUACAUACUUCUAUAAAUAUAUACAUAUAUGAACAUUCAUACAUAAAUAUUUCGUAAAUGUAUUCUAGGCUUUUCGACAAUUUAGAGCUGUGCUGAUGAAUACACAGCUCCUUUUUAAAUAGAAUUUAGAAAACAAACAAAAAACAGAAAUCUUACCCGCACAGUCUCAGUUUCGAGGACUUUGUUUUUUUUUACUUUUUUCCAAAAAAGAAACCAUUUGUUAACAUUUCAUUAAAAAAAACAAUCAAUUUAUUAAUUAUUAAUACACACAUAAAGAAACAAAAACAAACAAAUUUAAAGAAGGGAAAAUAAGAAAAAAAUAAAAAAAAACUACAUUUACUUAAAAGUAACCAUAAAUUUAAGAUAUUUACAAAAAAUAAUACACAAGAAGAAAAGAAACAAAUAAAAAAACAAAAACAAAAAUACAUAGUUAUUACAAAAACAAA
Molecule: messenger RNA, 5359 nt
Organism: Musca domestica (house fly)
Lineage: Eukaryota; Metazoa; Arthropoda; Insecta; Diptera; Muscidae
Gene: MED14
Product: mediator of RNA polymerase II transcription subunit 14
Exons: 14
Coding region: 181-4830 (1549 amino acids)
Biological process (GO): regulation of transcription by RNA polymerase II
Cellular component (GO): core mediator complex; mediator complex
Molecular function (GO): transcription coregulator activity
Source: RefSeq, a predicted model, not a curated record